Podarcis muralis (Common wall lizard) is the source of this 2246-nucleotide messenger RNA. RefSeq names its product DEP domain containing MTOR interacting protein (gene DEPTOR). The record is from RefSeq and is a predicted model, not a curated record. NCBI's taxonomy places the organism in Eukaryota, Metazoa, Chordata, Lepidosauria, Squamata, Lacertidae. Gene Ontology annotation, molecular function: guanyl-nucleotide exchange factor activity; GTPase activator activity; protein binding. Gene Ontology annotation, biological process: G protein-coupled receptor signaling pathway; intracellular signal transduction; negative regulation of TOR signaling. Gene Ontology annotation, cellular component: plasma membrane.
GGGAGCCAAGCAGCUGGAGUUGCUUCCCUGUUCAGCAAGCAGGCAGGCGCGCAAAAAGAAGCGCCGCCUCUCCAUUUCGCUAGCUCGCUCUGCAAUCUUGUGAAAGGUCGCUGGUGGUAAAUGAAGAGGGGAGCCCUUCUCUCUCUCUCUCCACCUCCCCUUUCAAGCCUUCCCAGCCCCCCUCCGCCGCCGCCGCCGCCCUUGCCCUGAACUGGAUCAUCCUGCGCCGCAGCUGACAUUGAGCGCACGCUUUGCGCAAGCAGCCCCUGGUCCCAGCCAGUGCCGGACGGAGGGGGUCGCUGGUGCCUCGGCUGGAUCGCCUCUGCUGCAACCACGUGUCUGCCUCGCCAGCUGCCUGUCACACACCACAACAAGAAAGCCAGCGGGGGGAUCUUUUUUGAUCGCCUGCGGAAGGAACGCACGACUUUCCCCCAGCCCAGGUUAGUGGCGAGAUGGAGGAAAGCAGCCUGGCACCAUGCUAGCAGAGAGCGACCGAGCUGGAGCACAUGGCCGAGGUCCUGCUAACCGGGGAGCAGUUACGGCUCAGACUGCAUGAAGAAAAGAUAAUUAAAGAUCGGAGACAUCACUUGAAGACGUAUCCAAACUGCUUCGUUGCCAAAGAACUGAUUGACUGGCUGAUUGAUCACAAGGAGGCCUCUGACAGGGAGACUGCAAUUAAACUAGUACAAAAAUUACUGGAUCGUAGCAUCAUUCACCAUGUUUGCGAUGAGCAUAAGGAAUUCAAGGACCUCAAACUUUUCUACCGCUUUCGGAAAGAUGAUGGAACGUUCCCACUUGACAACGAAGUGAAGGCCUUCAUGAGGGGACAGAGGCUCUAUGAAAAGCUGAUGAAUACCGAAAAUGCACUUUUACAAGCCAGGGAAGAGGAAGGAAUAAAAUAUGAACGCACUUUUAUGGCAUCUCAGCUGAUUGACUGGUUGAUCCAGGAAGGGGAGGCCACCACAAGGUCUGAUGCUGAACAACUUGGUCGCAGGCUACUGGAGCACGGAAUUAUACAGCAUGUGUGCAACAAACACCAUUUUAUAGACAGCAAUCUGCUGUUCCAGUUCCGAAUGAAUUUCCGCCGGAGGAGGAGAUUGAUGGAGCUGCUCGCUGAGAAGUCCCGCUUGAUGCCAGAGAGUCACGACAGUCCCUUUUGUCUACGAAAGCAGAACCAUGACAAUAAAAAGCACACCAGUUUCCUCUCAGUGAGCCCCACCAAGGAGAUAAAGAUUGUCUCAGCAGUGAGACGGAGCAGUAUGAGUAGCUGUAGCAGCAGUGGGUACUUCAGCAGCAGCCCAACGAUCAGCGGCAGUCCUCCAGUUCUGUGCAACCCCAAAUCUGUAUUGAAGAGACCAGUGACUCCUGAUGAACUUCUGAUGCCUGGGGCACCAUAUGCCAGAAGAACCUUCACAAUUGUAGGCGAUGCCGUCGGGUGGGGAUUUGUGGUGCGUGGGAACAAGCCUUGCCACGUCCAAGCUGUGGAUCCCAGCGGCCCAGCAGCUGCAGCAGGAAUGAAGGUCUGCCAGUUUGUGGUUUCGGUGAAUGGGCUGAACGUCCUCCAUGCAGACUACAGGACAGUGAGCAACCUCAUCCUGACUGGUCCUCGAACCAUCGUCAUGGAAGUGAUGGAGGAGAUAGAGCCUUGAGGAGGACACUUUGAGAUGAGGACAUAUACCUUGUCCAAGACAAUUAUCCUGCCUUCGAAGUACUUUCCUCCCUCCCCUCCACCCCCAGUUUACCAGUAAUAAAUACUUGGGUGGAUACGCUCUUCAGCCAAUGUUUGUACCCAUGGUACUGAUGUGCAGACUCCCCUGUGCUAUGCUGUGGGCCAACUGCAUAUCCGGGAUGUAGCCAUCUCAGGUGGCCUGCAUCACAGAUGGCUGUGGUACCAACAGAAGGGUCAGAAUCAUGUCAGGAAUUGCAUCCUUGCAGGUUUCCCCAAUGCUAUGCCACUCCUGUUUUCCUUCACAAUUUUAUUUCUGCGACGGAGCCACCGCUGAGAUCAUCCGAAGGACUUUCACCUUGGGAACUGGGCCGCAUCGUAUAUUUUCAUUCGCACUUGUAAUGUGCCAAUUGAAAGCAUUACCAGGUGGUGUGUGUGCAUUGUUUCAGGAUGCUGUAGCAGAACAUCAAAUUCUAAUAAAUUAAAAGGAGGGGUAAAGGUGAAGGGACUCCUAACCAUUAGGUCCAGUCGUGGCCGACUCUGGGGUUGCGGCGCUCAUCUUGCUUUAUUGGCCGAGGGA